Messenger RNA from Colletotrichum lupini, 1032 nucleotides. RefSeq lists its product as uncharacterized. NCBI's taxonomy places the organism in Eukaryota, Fungi, Ascomycota, Sordariomycetes, Glomerellales, Glomerellaceae. The record is from RefSeq and is a predicted model, not a curated record. The transcript is spliced from 6 exons. The coding region runs from base 1 to 1032 and encodes 343 amino acids.
AUGGCUUCUGGCCCGCCAGGUGUGACACGCGCUCUGAGCCUCUGUUGCUUGAUGAUUCUGGCGAGUCGCGCCAACAGAGCACAGGCGAAAAUGAACUCUGAGCUGCGCAAGAGGAAACCGACGGACGAUCUCAUCUAUAUCAUUCCGCCACUUACCGUUGCGCUGGAUGCCGAUCUACCCGUGGGCACGUCCACCUUUAUUACCAAAUCCAACCGCAUCACGCUCUUCUUCGAUUUUGGACCUUUGCCAACUAAAGAGACCGGAUCUCUCGUCGUUCGUUCCCCGUCAUUCUUUUCACUCAACAGUCCUUACAAGAUGCGCAACUCAAUCACCGCUGCCGCCGCUUUCCUGGCUCUGGGAGCUAGAGCCGACAUUUACCCCAACUAUGAGUAUGGCAACAUGUUCUACCUUGGCCCUACCACCGGUGGUCAGUAUAUCACCAAGGCCACCUACAACAUGGAGGUCCCCAACCCGCCCACAAACUGGGUGAAGACCGAUGAGACUCAGCGCUGGCUCUCCCUCUGGAUCGGUGUUCAGGACAACCCCAACAACGGCGACGUGCUCAACAUGAACUUUGUCCAGCCCCUCCUUAACUGGGGACCCGAUAACUCCGUCUGGGGCUGCAGCGCUCCCAACACGCAGUGGUGUGCUGCUGCCAGCAAUUACCAACCCAGUGGUCAAAUUGGCCAGGCCUACGUCCCGGUCAACAAGGAGGCCACUCUUGAGUUUGAGAUUUCUCUUAAUUCCUCCACCGACAUGAUCGACCAGAAGAUCUGGCAGAACGGAGACCUCAUCUCUUCCGAGUCUGACUCCAAGGGCAUGAGACCUGCCGUCUUCUACUCUGGUAACGAUACACCAAUAUCACCCUUGUUUUCGACCAAUAUCACCCUUGUUUUCGACAAGGCUGUUACAAACUUGGCCGAAAUUAUCUCCUAUACCAACGCUACCCACACAGAAUGGCAGACGAAGGACAACGGUAUCACAUGGACCGUCGACUCCAUCACCAUCGCGGAGGAUAACUUGACCGAAUAA